Molecule: messenger RNA, 1246 nt
Organism: Rhizophagus irregularis DAOM 181602=DAOM 197198
Lineage: Eukaryota; Fungi; Glomeromycota; Glomeromycetes; Glomerales; Glomeraceae
Source: RefSeq, a predicted model, not a curated record
ACAGCUACCAGGAGGUGAUCAAAAAAAUCCAGAUCCUAAACAAUUACCAAAGGAUGGAAAAAAGGCUCCACCACCACCGGGAGAUGAUCAAAAAAAUCCAACUCCUGAACCCACACGACCUAAAAACCCGAACCAACCUCCUCCUACAGAUAGUAAACCUUCGGCACCUGAACCCACGAACGAAUCGCCCAACAAUAAUCCUAACAACGAAAACGAAGAUAACAAAAAUAACGAUAAUGAAAAUAACGAUGAUGACAAUAACGAUGAUGACAAUAAUAAUAAAGAUGACAAUAAAGAUGACAAUAAUGAUGACAAUAAUGAUGAUGGUAAUGGUGAUAAGAAGGACAAUAAUGACAAUAAUGAUAAGAAUGGUGGUAAUGACGGGAAAGGAAAUACCAAAAAACCAAAACCACUUCCAUUUAAUCCUCCAACAAAAAUAAAUAUUACUUUGAUGCCUACUCCUGUUGCCACAACAUCUACAUUUACAGUUCCCUCCAACAUUCCUGAGAAAAUCGUAGUUGAUGAAGAGAAUACGCCACCUCCAAAUACCACUCAAGUUCAAUUGAAAUUUUCAGCACAGCUUCCGUGGUUACAAGUAGUCGGAGAUGACGUCUUACCUUCACAAUUUGUUAAAUUUGUUCCGGAAGACAUUGCGAAAUUUACUGGAAUUCCUUUAAAAGACAUUACGGUUACGGACUUGCAAGCUGCUGAUAAUGGGGGUGUGCUUAUGACAAUAAAUAUACCUGAAAAUAAAUUCGGUAACCUUUCUAAUGUAAUUGCGAAUCCCAGUAGUGCAUUUUAUUUAAAAGGCACGGAAUUAAGUAAAUUGGUUGAUCCAUCAUCACCAAUUGUUGUAUCAGGAGAUAAUGUCCCAAACCCAACAAAUUUGGGUUUUUCAGGUGGUAAUUCAAAUAGGGGAAUAAUUAUUGGAUUAGCAGUUGGAGGUUCAACAAUAUUAUAUGCAGGGUUAACGGCUCUCAUUAUUCGAGCUUAUAAGAAAAAGAAUUCAAAAAAAAUGCAAAGACAAGAAAAUCAUGUUUACGGAUCAACAAAUGGGAAUCCUUACACUGGACAAUAAUAAAUGUAUUAUAGUUAAUAUAUUUGUAAUAUCAGUCUAAAUAGAUUUUAGAAAAAGAAUUAAAAAAUGUAUACUUGUAAUUAUUUUUGUAUUGGGUUUGGGUUUUUUAUUUGUUUAUUUUUUUCUCCUUACAUCGAUUUAAAUUUAUUACCAAAUAUAAUUAUUAUA